Salvia splendens (bonfire salvia) is the source of this 741-nucleotide messenger RNA. RefSeq lists its product as uncharacterized. The coding region runs from base 1 to 741 and encodes 246 amino acids. The transcript has a single exon. Lineage: Eukaryota; Viridiplantae; Streptophyta; Magnoliopsida; Lamiales; Lamiaceae. The record is from RefSeq and is a predicted model, not a curated record.
AUGAUAAGGCAGCGCGGGGAGCUGAUUGUGACGUUGAGAAAGAACUUGGAGCAGGCUCAGCAGAGGAUGCGGGCAAAUGCAAAUAAGCAUCGCAGGGACGUGGAGUUUGAUGUGGGGGACCGAGUGUUGUUGAAGCUACAGUUAUAUCGACAGCACUCCAUGGCACGUCCGUUAUCUACUAAGUUGGCGAGAUGUUUUUAUGGGCCGUUUGAGAUACUCGAGCGAAUCGGGCAGGUAGCGUACCGUUUAAAGCUGCCAGAGGGUAGUCGGGUUCACGACGUCUUUCAUGUGAACUUGUUGAAACCGUUUGUGGAGAGGGCGUCUGGAGGCACGGCAGCGUUUCCAGCGGCAUUCGCGCAUGGCAGGCCCGUGGUCCAGCCUAGGCGGAUCUUGGAUCGGCGCGUGGUGUGGAGCGAGGGUAGUACCGUGGAGGAAGUGCUGCUGGAAUGGGAGGAUGAUGGUGGAGCUGCUCCGACUUGGGAACCGGUUACGAUGGUGCAGAGGAGAUUCCCAGGGCUGCUCCUUGAGGACAAGGAGGUUGUUAAGGAGGGGAGAGUUGAUACGGUGCAACCUUCCGCGAGGCUAAAGGAGACGAGGCCAGAGCAUCUGAUGGAAGAACCGGACUUCGACACGUCGGAGAAGGUCGACAAGGAACUGGAUAGAACGAUCGCGAGGGAUCGCCCACGACGACAGAGGCGGCCGCCGGAGCAUCUGGCGAACUUCUCCACCGGCCGAAAGUGA